CACGGCUUCUUAUUCGACACCCAGAGAGCACAGAGACUGGACUGAGCAAAGACAAAGAGUCCCGUUUCUCUCCUCCUUAAUCCCUACCUUAUGGACCUGGCUGCUGCCUAGAUGCACAUAGACAGUGGAUUUGGCAAGAUGAGGGCUCUGACUGUUUGCAUGGUUUUCCUCUUCCUAGCUCAUGAAGCGAUGUGCUCAGUGACAGAUUCUGAGCAGGAACGGAAAGGAACAGAAGAAGAGUUCCUGAACAGUCUUUUCACUUCAAAGGUAAGCAGACCGCAGCCGAGGACCCCUCUGCUGGACGCGUGCGGGCUGAUCCAGAGCCUGACUGGGCGGGGUCAGGAGGCGUGGCUGAGUAAUGGCGAGGGGCUCGUGCCCAGGGAAGCCCUCUCCACAGAGUCUAUGGAGGGGCUGUAUGACCUAGAGAGCCUCUGCAGAGUACUGCAGCCCAGAGAGAUCUUUCACGAGUACCUGGAGUCUGACCUCACAAAGAACAAUGCGAAUCCACCAAAAAGGAAAUCGCCCUAUAUACUGAAACGCCAGCUGCACAUGAGCAAAACCAGAAGGCCGUAUAUUCUGAAGCGCAGUUCAUACUACUGACCUCUGCUCGACCACCUGGAGCCCCUCUAAACUCUCAAUGUGCAUCUGUAAUAACUGUAUAAAUGGUAUUUAUUGUUCUGUGUUUCUGAUGCAGAGGUUUCAGUUUUUCAUCCUCAGACUCAACAUGAACUGUGUAAAUAAAAACCGCACCAAGAUUGUAUCAUUAAAA
Molecule: messenger RNA, 769 nt
Organism: Anguilla anguilla (European eel)
Lineage: Eukaryota; Metazoa; Chordata; Actinopteri; Anguilliformes; Anguillidae
Gene: nts
Product: neurotensin
Exons: 4
Coding region: 112-600 (162 amino acids)
Cellular component (GO): extracellular region
Molecular function (GO): neuropeptide hormone activity
Source: RefSeq, a predicted model, not a curated record